This is a messenger RNA of Vicia faba (fava bean), 759 nucleotides long. The record is from the annotation of a GenBank genome assembly. NCBI's taxonomy places the organism in Eukaryota, Viridiplantae, Streptophyta, Magnoliopsida, Fabales, Fabaceae.
AUGAAGUCUCUAUUUAUAUUCCCGUUUUUCUGUGCUAUUUCCGUCGCCGCAGCCUCCACCGCCUAUCCAUCCGUCCCCGGCCUCGAUUCCGGCGACUGCUCCCUCACCGGCGACGAAACGAAUCUCGUUCCUCCACGCCGCGAAGUCUACGAUGACGGACGAAUAUUCGAUAUCACCCACAGGUUCGUCCCUGAGAUGCCGGUUUGGGACUCUAAGGAAGGGUUAGGGCACUGUGUUUGGCUUGCUGCUAGCAUGAAGAAUGGCUCAUUCGCUAAUGGCUCGGCUAUGAAGCUCGGUGUUCACACAGGAACUCACGUUGACGCGCCGGGCCAUUUCUAUGAUAAUUACUACGACGCUGGAUUUGAUGUUGAUACCCUUGAUAUAGGACUCCUCAAUGGUCUUGUUCUUUUGGUUGAUGUUCCACGGGAUAACAACAUAACUGCUGAAGUUAUGAAGUCCUUGUAUAUCCCUAAAGGUGUACGCCGUGUGCUCUUCAGAACAUUAAAUACUGACAGGAAGCUUAUGUUUAAGAAGGAAUUUGACACAAGCUAUGUUGGAUUCAUGGAGGAUGGGGCAAAAUGGCUGGUGGAGAACACUGACAUCAAACUUGUAGGAGUUGAUUACUUAUCCGUUGCGGCAUAUGUUCACUCGGUUCAGUCUCAUCUUGUUUUUCUGGAAAGCAGGGAAAUCAUUCUUGUGGAAGGCCUUAAGCUAGACGAAGUCCGUGAGUCACAUGGUAGCAACAUAGCCCGAAUGUAG